AAUCAAAAAUAAUUGACAAUCGCAUGAAAACUAAAAAAAUGUCAGUUGCCACAGAGGAUGCAUUAAUAUUCACUUCAAAAGAAAAUGUCUUCAGAGGUCAUUGAGUAUUGCAUAUGCCGACGCAAUAAUGCUGAUGGAUUUAUGAUAUGCUGCGAUAAAUGCAAUGAAUGGUUUCACGGGGAAUGCAUUGGCCUAAAUGAGGAUAUGGGCUUGCUGUAUGAUGUCUACUAUUGUAUUGCUUGCAAGAAGAAAAAUGCAAAGCUAAAAAGUACAUUCAAAACUCCGCCCAUUGCAGCGGCCAGUUUGUCCAUACAUACGGGUGUGGUUUUACCAAACAAAUUGGAUAAAGUCAAGGUGCCAAUUAGUCCUGAGAGACAAAAACCAGAACCACAACAAGAGAUAGUCGCUACGCCAGAGCAAUCUUCUGGGUCUCCAACAAUCGAAAAUACUGUGGAAGUGGCAAUGCCAGUUGUCAGCAUAGAAAACAAAGUCCACGAACGUGAAAAGUUCGUUAAAGGAGAAUCCAAGGGAUGUCAAUGUAAUCUGUAUCUAGAAAGCAGCGAGGAAUCGAAAAAGCGACCAAAAUGCUGGGGCUAUAUGUGUGAUGAGAUUGCCAGACCCAAGUCAAGAUACUGUUCGGACGAAUGUGGCAGUGUGGCGACAGUCACUCGUAUAUUUUCCACCAUGCAGCCUUUGGAUAAUGGCUGGACCAUGCCGCAUCCAAUCUUUACAUUACCAGAUGAUUACAGUGACUCCAAAAGUCCUGAAUCCAAACGAACUGAAAAUGAGAAAUGGACUAAAGAACAGGAAAAUCGAGAUAAAAAGCAAAAGGAAUCCAUCCCUUCUUCUAGCAGUAAGUUCGAAUCCAGCCAUGAUAUUGGUCAAACAAAGAAAAUUAAAAUUCAAGAAUCGUUGCAAGUCGCGCAGUCUGGCAGGAAUAUGACAAAAGAAAGAAGAAACGAAAGUUUGCCACAAAAUUAUUUAAAGAAAUCAAAAGUCAAUGAAGCAGAUGAUAUGUCAUCCAAACAGAAGCUGAAACAUAAAACCAAAUCAACGUCACCAACGAAAAGUAGCUCCAGCGAUCAAAACGAUCUAAAACGAUCUUCUACUUUCUAUGAAGAGGAUUCAUCAAAGCAUUGCUAUUUUCCCUUAAAACGUUGCCGUUUUGGCAAAGAAAAUCCAAAGAAGAGUCAUAAAUUCAGCGAUGAAAAUCAUUCAAAUUUCCUUAGAAUACGCGAUUCCAGGCAAUAAAGUGUAAAAAUCGAUGUCGAUAGGGAAAAUUGGAAAGAUAAAAUAAAUAAAAUAAUUGUACGACUAUCACUGUAAGAAGAUAGAUUUGAAUCUCAUUCUUGAUGUGGAUUUGCCUUCUCAAUUUCAUAAUUGGCUUAGAAUUAAUAUAUCCAAAUGCACGGAUCGGAUUGAAGCACCUUACCAAUGAAUGUUAAACUCUGCUGUAGAUAUAGUUUUUUUUAAAGGAGCCUA
Molecule: messenger RNA, 1482 nt
Organism: Drosophila willistoni
Lineage: Eukaryota; Metazoa; Arthropoda; Insecta; Diptera; Drosophilidae
Product: CXXC-type zinc finger protein 1
Exons: 5
Coding region: 85-1251 (388 amino acids)
Biological process (GO): positive regulation of DNA-templated transcription
Cellular component (GO): Set1C/COMPASS complex
Source: RefSeq, a predicted model, not a curated record